Messenger RNA from Symbiodinium sp. CCMP2592, 1491 nucleotides. The record is from the annotation of a GenBank genome assembly. NCBI's taxonomy places the organism in Eukaryota, Dinophyceae, Suessiales, Symbiodiniaceae.
AUGGCACGCCGUGGGGAGUGCCACCUCGCCCCACCUGCCUCCUUUGGCCCUGCGCCGAGCAGAGCCCAGAAGCAGGAUGACCGUCGCUGGUCCGAGUGGCAAGAAGCGAGUUCUCGCGUGUACGAGGAUGCGCAAGCUGCCGUGAGGCUGACAGGGACCAUGUACAAAGACAACAAACAGUUCGGCUUCCUCAUGCAGGACAAGACUCGUGAAGAGAUCUUUGUCCUGCCGCUGUCCUGCCCUUAUGGUGUGCUGCCCGAACCUGGGACAAGGGUCGAGUUCACCCUUUGCACCGACAAGAAAACUGGCAAGCCGCGUGCAGAAGACGUCGUGCUGGAGGGCCACGGUCCACAGUCAAAGUCGGCGCGGUGGCAACCGAAAGAUGAACAACCGCACUGGCGAAGCCAGGACUUCUCAGACUUUUCUGUUACCGGGGAGAUUACCAAGAGGACCCAGAAAUACGGCUUCAUCAUGUCAGAAGAGUGUGACGAUCGGAUUCUCGUCAUACCGUCAAACUGCCCGGGUUUUGGUGGCGAGCUGCCUCCACUGGGUGCCGUCGUCACAUGCACUGUCACAAAGCAGCGCGCCAGUGGCUCGAACACAGAUGCCUACUUUGCUUUGGAUGUGCACCCUGCCAAGCCUGACGGGGCGGACGAUCGAUACACUGGAGUCAUCGAAGGGGACCACGGCAACUAUGGCUUCAUCCGCUGUGACCAGCAUCCUGACCACAAUCAUGACAAGAUGUUUGUCCUGCCCUGGUCGUGCGAAGGAGGAGAGAUGUUCGAGAUCGGUACCGCGGUGUCUUUCCGCAUCGUCGAAGACCGCAAGACCGGCCGCCCUCGCGCAGAGGAUGUGGUCACAUUUUCUGGCUCGGUUCCUUCGGCUUCAGCAGCUCAUGGGUCUCGAGUACCCCGCGAGCCGAGCCAUCCUCCAAAAGCACGUCGUGAGCCGCAAGGCCAGCCUGCGCUAGGACCAGGACCGGCAGGAUCCAUUACGCGGGAGCUUCGCAGAGGGCAGUUUGCGCGCGACAACGGGACCUUCGGAUUCAUCCAGCCAGAUGGCAAUGGCGGGGAUGUUUUCGUUCUUCCCUCCCAGUUCGACGGUGGCGUUUUCCCUCCCCUGGGCACGCGGCUGGCCUUCAAGGUGGCCCCGGACGCCGGGCGGCAGCAGGGCGAGCGGCCAAAGUGCACGGAUGUCCGCAUCCUGCAGGCCACGACACAGGUGGUCAGCCCUCCGAAGCCCAGCUCAUCUCCCGCGACUCCCUGGCAGCGAGCCAGGAAGUGGGAAGCUCCAGAAGCUCAGCCCCCGACUCCGUCGAAUUCCAAGAGGGAGGCCUGCGCCUUGAUGUGGCGGCAAUUCUGCGAUGCCGAGGGCGAAGGGGUUUAUGAUCCCGAAGAGCAUGGCGCCCCAUUCUUAAGGCGAUUUGUGAAGACGCUUCUUCAUCCCGAGAACGGGCAGCAGCCACCUUCGAAGUACCGCAGGACGACUUAG